Molecule: messenger RNA, 1854 nt
Organism: Melitaea cinxia (Glanville fritillary)
Lineage: Eukaryota; Metazoa; Arthropoda; Insecta; Lepidoptera; Nymphalidae
Exons: 3
Coding region: 1-1854 (617 amino acids)
Source: RefSeq, a predicted model, not a curated record
AUGGAUAAAUAUGUGUUAUCAGUAUUUUAUCAGAACUGUCGUGGCCUGAAAACAAAACUUAAUACUAUUUAUAUGAAUAUUCUCUCUCAUAAUUACGAUGUCAUUGUUCUUACUGAAACAUGGUUAAAUAGUAAUAUAUGCGAUAGUGAAUUUAUUGAUGCUCGUUAUAACGUAUUCCGCUGCGACCGGGACCGCGACGGUUGCGGACGACGUGACGGGGGCGGUGUGCUGGUAGCUGUUCGCAUCGGCAUGGGCGCGCGGCCAUUUACCCCAACGAGCCGCGUCAAGUCCAGCAACUUAGAGACUUCAUUGGGGUCCUCAUCGCCUAUUGUUGAUAGUCUUUUUAUUGAACUACACACGCGUAACUAUUGCUGUGUAAUCAGUGCUAGUUAUAUACCGCCUAAUGUACCCUCUCAUAUUUAUAAACAGCAUCUGGAAGAUUUGGAGUCCGUGUUUCAGUUUGGUGAUAUUGACAGAUUUAUUGUAUUGGGUGACUAUAAUUUACCUAGAAUGGAAUGGCGGGACACUGGAAAAUAUUUAACACCCAUAUUAUGUAAUAAUUAUAAUUCAUCGUGCAUGUACCUGUAUCAUUUUAUUAACUGUUUUACUGUUUUCCAAAUGAAUAAAUUCAAAAAUAACAAUAACCGCAUACUUGACUUGUUUAUUACUAACAUAAGUGAUUGUGAAUCAUAUGCUGCUCCCGUCCCACUGGUACCUCCUGAUAAAAACCAUCCGCCCUUUUACGUGCUUGUCCCUAUAAGUAGUAAUUUUAUAUCUACUCCUAAUAAACCUAGGAUUGAGUAUAACUUUCACAAGGCUAAUUUUAUUGCUAUAUCUGAGGCACUUGACGAGAUUGAUUGGGCAUUAAUAUUUCACGGUAAAAAAACUGAGCACGCUACCUCGGCAUUCUAUGAAGUUAUUUAUAAUAUUAUUAAGAAGUAUGUGCCUACAAAAUUAGUUAAGACCACUAAGUUUCCCAUUUGGUUUAAUUCAGCGUUGAUUCAUAUAUUUAGGAAUAAAAAUAAAGCCUGGGUAAAGUGGAAAACUUACAAAAAUCCGUCUGACUAUGAAGAAUUUGCUGUGUACAGGGAUAGAUUUAGAAGCAUAUCAAAGAGUAGCUAUAAACUUUAUAUGAAGGAAGUGGAGGAAAAACAUUUCAGAUCAGUUUUUGGACCAAAUAAUGUUCCAUGUGACUUCGACGUAAAUAAUAUUUCUGACGUUAAUGUAAAUUCAGAUCUUAAUUUAACAGAUUUAUAUAUAUCCGAAACCGAUAUCUUGACUGCAUUGCGAGCCUUGGAUGUCACUAAAAGUUCUGGUCUGGAUAAUCUAUCUCCUAUUCUACUUAGGUCCUGUGCUUCCGUCUUGUACCGCCCGAUACAUCAUUUGUUCAAUUUAAGCCUAAGUGAAGGCGUUUUCCCAACAAUUUGGAAGUCCGCUAGAAUCACACCAGUCUUUAAAUGUGGCGAUAGGUCAAAUGUUGAGAACUAUCGACCAAUAUCAAUACUGCCGGCCCUGUCAAAGCUCUUUGAGAAACUUGUUCAUAAUGCCAUAUACCCUUCGCUGCACAACAUAAUAAUUCCUGAACAGCAUGGCUUCGUUAACCGUCGUUCAAACAACACGAAUUUGUUAGUUUAUACAACAUACUUAUUUAAAAGCAUUGAUGAAAAUAAACAGACCGACUGUGUUUACACAGAUUUUAGGAAGGCCUUUGACAGAGUUGAUCAUAAAAUCCUUUUAGAAAAGCUGGCUUUCAAUGGCAUUCGUGGUAAUUUAUGGCGCUGGUUUAAGUCUUACAUAACUAAUAGGACUCAAAAAGUUGCUUUCAAUGGUGAUAUGCUCCCGGUAAAAGACUGA